UGAAAUUAGUUAAUGUUUUGAAUUUAUGCUGAAUUUUGUCCGAAAUGGAUUUGUCACAUAUAUUUAUAAAAAUAUAUACCUUGUAAAGUCUUUUAUUUCUCUAUGAGACUUUAAUAAUAUCUGUGUGUUCAUUUAAAUACCAGAUUGUAAUUUCUGCCAUUCAAAAAGUUUUUAAAUCAUAUUGUUGGGCAGUCUUCCCGCGCUUUCUGCUUCUACUUGUUAGACUGUUUCUUGUUCAUGAAGUUGUAGGCAAUUGUAAAGUCACAUGACGUUAGUGGAUGCUCCUACUGAUGAGGCAGAUCUAGUGGGUUAUGAUAACCAGCUGAAUCUCUAGCUACAUCUUUAUUUUAGAAAUAUGGCACAAAAGGUAGAGGAUUUCAAUCUCCCCAUGACUGCAAUUACAAAAAUUGUAAAGGAUGCUAUUCCUGAAGGUGUGAGAGUUACUGAAGCAGCAAAACUAGCCUUGAAUAAAGCAGCCAGCGUCUUUGUAUUAUAUGUUACAUCCAGUUCUAACAGUUUGGCACAAGAUGAUAACAGAAAACGACUACUAGCUAAAGAUGUGCUUGAAGCUUUGAAUGAUCUUGAUUUAGAUGUUUUGAUCCCUCCUUUGCACAGUGCUUUAAUUGCAUAUCGGAAAAGCCAGGAGACUAAAAAGCAAGCAAAAGAAAAUAAAAGAACUUCAAAUCAUGUUGAAGAAGCUGAGACGUUAGAGGAAGAAGAAGAAGAAGAAACUCCUGAUGAUAAUGAAGUACAAGAAGUACAAGUGAUUAAAGAGCCAUAUGAUGUGAUAGAAUUAGAUGACUCUGAAAGUGGGGAUGAAGAAAUGAACAAUGAUAGUGAAAGUAGCAGCGAUUAGUGUUAGCAUAAAGAUGAAUGCACUGAUGAAUGUAUUGAAAUAAAGUGUACAUAUAUUUUUCA
Messenger RNA from Argiope bruennichi, 918 nucleotides. Its product is annotated as DNA polymerase epsilon subunit 3-like. Bases 356 to 856 code for a protein of 166 amino acids. The transcript is spliced from 6 exons. Gene Ontology annotation, biological process: heterochromatin formation; DNA damage response; leading strand elongation. Lineage: Eukaryota; Metazoa; Arthropoda; Arachnida; Araneae; Araneidae. The record is from RefSeq and is a predicted model, not a curated record. Gene Ontology annotation, cellular component: CHRAC; epsilon DNA polymerase complex. Gene Ontology annotation, molecular function: protein heterodimerization activity; chromatin DNA binding.